Molecule: messenger RNA, 920 nt
Organism: Nematolebias whitei (Rio pearlfish)
Lineage: Eukaryota; Metazoa; Chordata; Actinopteri; Cyprinodontiformes; Rivulidae
Gene: psma3
Product: proteasome 20S subunit alpha 3
Exons: 11
Coding region: 51-818 (255 amino acids)
Biological process (GO): ubiquitin-dependent protein catabolic process
Cellular component (GO): nucleus; synapse; proteasome core complex
Source: RefSeq, a predicted model, not a curated record
UAACCCCGGAAGUACAGUUUAGAUCUGUACUGAGUACAGAGUGUUUGAAAAUGAGCUCUAUCGGGACCGGGUAUGACCUGUCGGCCUCCACCUUCUCUCCUGAUGGGCGGGUGUUCCAGGUGGAGUACGCAAUGAAGGCUGUGGAGAACAGCAGCACAGCCAUCGGGAUCCGUUGUAAGGACGGGAUUGUGUUUGGGGUGGAGAAGCUCGUCCUGUCCAAACUAUAUGAGGAUGGCUCCAAUAAACGCAUCUUCAAUAUUGACAGACAUGUUGGCAUGGCAGUAGCUGGUCUGUUAGCCGACGCUCGCUCUCUGGCUGAAGUCGCUCGAGAAGAAGCGUCCAACUUCAGGUCAAACUAUGGACACGACAUUCCUCUGAAGCACCUGUCGGACAGGGUGGCGAUGUACGUCCAUGCCUACACACUGUACAGCGCCGUCAGACCUUUCGGCUGCAGUUUCAUCCUGGGCUCGUACGACAAAGACGACGGGCCUCAGCUCUACAUGGUGGACCCGUCCGGGAUCUCACACGGUUACUGGGGCUGCGCAAUCGGAAAAGCAAAACAGGCUGCAAAGACCGAGAUUGAAAAACUGCAGAUGAAAGACAUGACGUGCAGAGAACUCGUUAAAGAAGUCGCUAAAAUAAUCUACAUCGUUCACGACGAGGUGAAGGACAAAGCGUUUGAACUGGAACUCAGCUGGGUUGGAGAAGUCACAAACGGACGACACGAGUUUGUUCCCAAAGACGUCAGAGAGGAAGCAGAGAAAUAUGCAAAGGAUUCUCUGGAGGAAGAGGAUGACUCUGAUGAAGAUAACAUGUAAACACAACUUUUUUUUUUAUAUAUAUUGUGAACUUUCAUGUCUUUGUUUUGGAAAAUAAAACGUUUCCGGGUCACUGGUCGAUGUCUUAUAAUUCUGAAAUCU